CUCUCCUCAGAGAACCUCACAGACGUUCUCCCAGUUCUCGUCCUCAGUUGGAGAUUUACUCAGCGUCUGGAGUCGCCAUCGCCAGUUUCCCUUGGAAGAGCGGUCCUGUGGUGCAGCUGGGUUGGACGGUCAGUGAUGAGUUGUUGUGUGUUCAGGAAGACGGAUCAGUUCUGAUCUACGACCUGUUCGGAUCCUUCAAGAGACACUUCAGCAUGGGACAGGAAGUGGUCCAGAGUCAGGUGUUGGAGGCCAAAGUGUUCCACUCUCCUUAUGGAACAGGUGUUGCCAUAGUAACAGGCUCCUCCCGCUUCACCUUGGCAACCAACAUUGACGAACUGAAGCUCCGCAGGUUACCUGAGGUCCCAGGUCUGCAGGGGAAGCCAUCUUGUUGGGUCGUCCUCACUCAGGACCGUCAGACUAAAGUCCUCCUGUCUAAUGGACCUGAACUCUUCAUCCUGGACAACACGUCAUGCACUGCUGUGUGUCCCCCAGGUCUCAGUCCUCAGGCUGGAAACAUCGUCCACAUGUCUGUGUCCUUUAGCUAUAAGUACCUGGCUCUCUUCACUGACACGGGACACCUGUGGACAGGCUCCUCCCACCUCCAGGAGAAACUGAGUGAAGUCGACACCAAGAAGACGACAACACCCAAACAGAUGAUCUGGUGUCGCAGACCAAAGAGCCAGCAGCCAUCCGUGGUGCUGAUGUGGGACAGACUCCUCCUGGUGGCCGGAGUCUGCAGCGACACCGUCCAGUUCCCCGUGGAGGAUCCGUGCGUUCUGGUCGGAGAACUGGACGGAGUCCGGAUCGUCAGCUCGACCAAUCAGGAGCUGCUGCAGGAGGUUCCUCUGGUCUGUCAGGACAUCUUCAAGAUCGCAUCCAUGGCUCCUGGAGCCCUGCUGCUGGAGGCCCACCGAGAGUACGAGAAGUCAAGUCAGAAGGCUGACGAGUACCUGAGGGAAAUCAAGGAGCAAAGCAUGCUGGGAGAAGCAGUGAGACAGUGUGUGGAGGCAGCAGGUCAUGAGUAUGACACCAACACCCAGAAAUCCCUGCUCAGGGCAGCGUCCUUCGGAAAGUGUUUCCUGACGGACUUCAGUCCUGAUCAGUUUGUGACGACCUGCAGAGAACUCCGAGUCCUGAACGCCGUCAGAGAGAGCAGCGUGGGUCUGCCGCUCACACACACUCAAUUCAAACAGAUGACUCUCCAAGUUCUGAUAGACAGGUUGGUAUAUCGACAGUUUUAUCCGUUAGCGAUAGAGAUCUGUCGUUACCUGAAGAUACCUGAUUAUCAGGGAGUCAGUCGAGUCCUGAAACACUGGGCUUCCUGCAAGGUGCAGCAGAAGGACUUAUCAGAUGAAGCCAUAGCUCGAGCUGUGUGUGUGAAGGUGGGAGACUCACCUGGUGUCUCUUACUCUCACAUCGCAGCUAAAGCUUAUGAAUGUGGACGCACCGAGCUCGCCAUCAAGUUGCUGGACUUCGAGGCUCGGUCUGGAGAACAGGUUCCUCUGCUGUUGAAGAUGAAGAGGAGUCAGUUGGCUCUGAGUAAAGCUGUGGAGAGUGGAGACACUGACCUGGUGUACACAGUCGUCAGUUACCUGAAGAACGAGAUGAACAGAGGAGAUUUCUUCAUGACUCUGAGGAACCAGCCGGUCGCUCUGAGCCUCUACAGACAGUUCUGUAAGCUGCAGGAACAGGACACUCUGAAAGAUCUUUAUAAUCAGGACGACGACCAUCAGGAGCUCGCCAACUACUACGUCACUGCCAGUUACAGAGAGAAGAGGUUAGAGAGCCGUCUGUCUCUCCUGCAGAGCGCUGUCGACGAGUACAACAAGGCCAAGAACGAGUUUGCUGCCAAGGCCACAGAGGACGAGAUGCGUCUCCUUCGUUUUCAACGAAAACUGGAUGAUGAGAAGGGGGCGGGGCUACUGGGACUGUCUCUACAGGCGACCAUAGAGGCUCUGUUGGCGUUAGGACUUCACAAACAGGCUGAACAACUUUACAGAGACUUCAAAGUACCUGAUAAAAGGUAUUGGUGGUUGAAGCUGAAGUCUCUGGCAGAGAAGGAGGAGUGGGAGGAGUUAGAGAAGUUCUCCAAGAGCAAGAAGUCUCCUAUUGGCUACCUGGCGUUUGUUGAAGUUUGCAUCAAGUGUAACAACAAGUACGAAGCCAAGAAAUACGUUUCCAAGGUGGCGCCUGAGCAGAAGGUCAAAGCUCACCUGGCCGUCAGUGACCUGGAGGGGGCGGCAGACGCUGCCAUUGAGCGCAGGAACGAGUCAGAGAUGGCGGCGGUUCUCUCUCGAUGCUCCGCCUCCGACCGGCUGCUGAUUGACAGGCUGAACCGAGCCCGAACCACCGCCACCAAAAAGUGAUCCUCCAUUCACAGUGUAUGCAGGUCCGCUGCCAAAAAGUGACCUUCACUCUCUGAUUGAUACCGGAGUUACAAUGGCAACCAGUUUCUUCAUGUGCGUCAGUGUCAGAUGAUUAGUGAUGACUGAUUGAUUAUUGAUCAGCAGAUGUGACUUAAAGUGGUUUUCUUCUUCUGUGUUUCUAUUUGAACUCCAGCCCUGACCCCUGACCCCUGACCUCAUGUUCCUGCCUUUUCGUGAACUUUCUACUGUUCCACUGUUUCAUUGCAGUCUUGGCCCCAGCCCCUCCCCCAAACAGAGAUGUUCCAAUCAGAGCUCAGUAACUCGUCAGAAACACGAUGAUGAAUCGUCUUCUUCACUAACAUAAACUUUUCUGCUUUGAUAUUGUGGACACUGAAACUUUGAAGGAGCCGGACCUGAGCCAGAUGUUUGCCAUCGUUGACACUCUGAGGUUUAAUUUGUGUCGUGUGUUUGUUCGGGUCGGGAUCAGAUUUAUUUCCUGUUCACUGAGCAGGUCAGGUGAAUCACUUCCUGUCUGGUGUAUCUCAGCUGUCUUCACUUCCUUCCUCCUGUUAACCAACGUUUCCUGUUGCCGCAGCUUCACAUUAAAAGCUUUGUGCCAGAGAACCAGACAGAUGUUUUAUUGUGAAAAAUCCACAGGAAGCUUCCUGUGUGAGGAGCUGAUGUUUUUUCUUUAGUUGUUAAAUUAAAUCUUUUGUUUAUUA
This is a messenger RNA of Lates calcarifer (barramundi perch), 3088 nucleotides long. It is a transcript of the gene vps16, whose product is annotated as VPS16 core subunit of CORVET and HOPS complexes. Gene Ontology annotation, molecular function: actin binding. The record is from RefSeq and is a predicted model, not a curated record. Gene Ontology annotation, cellular component: cytoplasm; HOPS complex; endosome. NCBI's taxonomy places the organism in Eukaryota, Metazoa, Chordata, Actinopteri, Centropomidae. Gene Ontology annotation, biological process: vacuole fusion, non-autophagic; intracellular protein transport; endosomal transport.